Messenger RNA from Passer montanus (Eurasian tree sparrow), 1184 nucleotides. Its product is annotated as collagen alpha-1(I) chain-like. The record is from RefSeq and is a predicted model, not a curated record. The coding region runs from base 264 to 1094 and encodes 276 amino acids. The transcript is spliced from 2 exons. NCBI's taxonomy places the organism in Eukaryota, Metazoa, Chordata, Aves, Passeriformes, Passeridae.
UCCGGCCGUUUCCCCCGCCCAUCUCCCACCCCGGGACCGUGAAACGCCCCCGGUACCGGGAGCCAGCCCUGCUGCGAGCUCCGCGGACACGUGGGGACAGCGGGAAGCGGGCACAAAGGGAUCGGGGGAAGUGGGGACACUGGGAUGUGGGGACUGGGGACAAAGGGACCUGGGGAAGGGGAGACACCGGGAGACAGGAACACUGGACCGUGGGAAGGUGGGGACAAAGGGACCUGGGGCCGUCAAGAUGCAGGGACAAUGGGAUGUGGGGACAUGAGGAUGCGGGGAUCUGGGGACACAGGGAUCCGGUGACACAGGGCCACGGGGCCGGACAGGUGGCUGCCCCGUCCAUCUCGGCGCCGGAGCGGCGCAUCCGGGCGGGGCGCAGCACGACCGUGCCGGGACGGCGGGGACGGCGCUUUCCCCGGCAAACCGCGGCCGGCGAUCCGCCCACGGCACGGCGGAACGGGGGGAUCCCCGGGGAGCCACCCACGACACGUCCCGGUACGGAACGUGGGGGUUCUCGGGGAGCCACUCACGGCACGGCAUGGUACCGAAUGUGGGGUCCCCGGGGAGCCACCCACGGCACGGCACGGAACGUGGGGGUCCCCGGGGAGCCCCCCAGGGCACUACCCGGAAUGGAACGUGGAGUCCCCGGGGAUCCACUCACGGCACGGCCCGAGGGGUGCCCGGGGAGCCCCCAGGGCCCCCACGCUGUCUCGCACAGCCGGCCGCCGGGAGCGGAGCGAUGCCGCUGCUGGAACGGGCUGGGGUCGGCCCCUCGGCGCUGCCCUCCCCGGGACGGGGCCCCGCAGGUGGGGAGCGCGGAGGAGGAGCCUCUGCGGUGCCGGGAAGCCCAAGGGUGGUGCCGGAGUCGGGGAGGAGCGGUGGGGGCCCGGCCGCGCUGGGGGGCUCGGGGUGACCCCCGGGGCCAGGACAGGGGGGUGCUGGUGAGCCCCCCAACACGGAGAGGGGCUGGCAGGGCAGAGCCACAGCGGGGUCCCCUCGCCCACCUCCUCACACAUGGGAACCCCCCCAGCCCCAGGGGAGCCCAAAUUCACCCGUAUUCCCCGCAAAAGAGGGGGGGAAUAUAAUAACCCCAAAUAACCCCGCAACACCCCCAGCCUCUCACCACCCCCUCCCCACAACAUCCUCCACCCUUCCCCCUCCCCAACCACCACAAC